Messenger RNA from Truncatella angustata, 651 nucleotides. RefSeq lists its product as uncharacterized. The record is from RefSeq and is a predicted model, not a curated record. The transcript is spliced from 2 exons. NCBI's taxonomy places the organism in Eukaryota, Fungi, Ascomycota, Sordariomycetes, Amphisphaeriales, Sporocadaceae. Gene Ontology annotation, biological process: negative regulation of apoptotic process; protein stabilization. The coding region runs from base 96 to 458 and encodes 120 amino acids.
AAAGCACACAGUCACAUUGACAGACAAAGUAAUUCGUCUCACGUAACGAUCCCACCCUUGCCGUCUCCAUUCGAGCGACCCACACCACCAGAACAAUGGCUGAGCCUCAACCCCCCAACGUUCACGAGGGCGCAACCACUGGCGACGUCGAGGAUGAGGUCACCCAGGCCAAGUCCGCCGAGGACCGCAAGGCAGCUGCUGCCAUGUCGCGGCUCGACGACAACGACGACGACGCCGGCUCUGCCCAGGUAGACAAAGACGCCUUGAAGGGUUUGAGCUUGGGUGGCAGUGGUGCCGGUGCCGCCAAGACCGAGGUCAAGAAGGUGAAGAUCGAUGCUGCCGAUGUUACGUUAUUGGUGGACCAACUGGACCUGCCGAAAUCAAAAGCUACCGAACUAUUGAAGGCCCAUGAUGGCGAUGCUGUCAAGGCUAUGAGAGCACUCUUCACUGCGCCUUGAACAUUGCAAUGAGGUUGGCAACAUGAAAACAUAGUCCGCAUUGGAUACGACGUCCUUGGCUUCGACCCUCCAAUAAAGAAAAAAGUAGAGCGUAUAGAUACCCUUGUUCGUAUGGGAUUGGCUGGGGAAAUUAUGUCAGUGAAUUCACCAUUGUGGAUGGACACUUACGAGCAACUGUGCUGAGGAAAGAUCU